AUGGAGGAGAUUCCAGUUAAAGUAGCAGUAAGAAUAAGACCUCUGCUUUCUAAGGAAAUACUUCACAACCAUCAAGUUUGUGUGAGAUUAAUUCCAGAUACUCAGCAGAUUAUAAUUGGAAAGGACCGUGUCUUCACUUUUGAUUUUGUUUUCGGCAAACUUUCAACCCAAGAGGAAGUGUAUACAACAUGCAUUAAGCCGCUGGUGGCAUCUUUGAUAGAAGGAUAUAAUGCUACAGUUUUUGCCUAUGGACAAACAGGCUCUGGAAAGACUUACACUAUUGGAGGAGGUCAUAUUGUAUCUGUUGCAGAGGAAGAGAGAGGUAUUAUUCCACGUGCAAUCCAGGAAAUAUUUCAGAUUAUUUCAGAAAACCAUAAUAUUGACUUCACUGUGAAAGUUUCGUAUAUAGAAGUCUACAAAGAAGAACUCCGAGAUCUACUGGAACUGGAGACAUCUAUGAAAGAUAUGCACAUCAGAGAAGACGAAAAGGGCAAUACAGUACUUGUUGGUGCCAAAGACUGCCAAGUUGAAAAUGUGGCUGAAGUGAUGAGCCUGUUGGAAACUGGGAAUGCCGCCCGUCAUACAGGCACAACACAUAUGAAUGAACACUCCAGCCGAUCUCAUGCUGUUUUUACAAUCAGCAUUAGUCAACAACAACAACUUGUGUCGAACCAAAAGGAUGUAGAUUCUGCACCAUACUCAGGCCAGCUUAUUGCUUCCAAAUUUCACUUUGUGGACCUUGCAGGAUCAGAAAGAGUGACAAAAACUGGGAACACUGGUGAAAGAUUCAAAGAAUCAAUUCAGAUCAACAGUGGUCUAUUGGCUCUGGGAAAUGUGAUAAGCGCUCUUGGAGACCCAAAGAGAAAAAGUGCACAUAUUCCAUACAGGGAUGCUAAAAUCACACGUAUUCUUAAGGAUUCCUUGGGAGGCAAUGCCAAGACUGUCAUGAUAACUUGUAUUAACCCAUCAUCUUCUGAUUUUGAUGAAUCAUUAAACUCCAUCAAAUAUGCCAACAGAGCCAAGAAUAUUAGAAAUAAACCUGUUGUCAACUACAACCCAGACCUGGACCGUAUUGAUGAAAUGGAGCUUGAAAUCAAGUUGCUCCGGGAAGCUUUGCAAAACCAGCAAGUCAGUGGACAAACCCCUGUCAGUCAAGGGUCACAGGAUUUGUUACAGGAUAGAAACAAAAUCCGUUCCCUUGAAGAACAGCUUGCCCAGCUUCAGGUAGAAAGUUUUAGCUACCGAAAUUGCAUAGAGGAAGCUUAUGCAUUCCUUGUUGACUUAAAAAAUAUUGCUAGCUUAACAAAUAGUCAACAGGAGAGAUUGCAGGAUUGGUUCUGCAUGGCUCAGGAACUAAAGCGAGAGGCUUCAGCUAUUCCCAAAGUAAACAGUGGAAGUGAAGGUGAUCAAGAAGGGCUGUGUCAUAUCACCAUUCUUCAGCUGAAAAGGGAGCUGAAGAAAUACCAGCAAGCACUGGCUACAGAUGCAGAUGUGUUCAGUGAGAAAGAACUUGAACUAAAGGAACUACAAGAUCAAAUACAAAAACUGAUUAAGGAGAAUCAAGAAUAUCUGGUAGCAUUCAAGGAGGCACAGGAAACAAACAGGCUACAGAGAGAGAAGAUGGUGGAACAACAGCUUAUAAUUGACCAGCUGAAUGACAAAUUAGAGAAAAUGGCUAAUAGUUCUGCCUCCAGGAGUGAUUGUGAAGAUGGUCCAGCUGCUCUAAUACCUGCUAAAAGGCCUUAUAGUGUCCCACUAACUAAAAGGCUUGUACAGUCCAUUAAUACGCCAGUGGGGUUGGAUUCUCGAAAAGUACACACAAGCCCACCUACAUACUCCCUAAAUAGAGUAAUGGCAGGAUUUCGAACCCGAAGCCAAAUAAUGUUGGAUCACAUAGAAGAACAAGAUGAAGUUCUUCAUAAAAAAAAUUCCUGCUUUUCUGAUCAUAGUGAUGAAGAUGAAAAAAAUGCCAAGAACGUAAGAAGACCCCCAUUUAGACGGUCCUUAAACCGCACUUGGACACAAAAAGAAGCUUCCCACAGCUUCAUCCCUGGAUCAAAAGAAACACUGCACAAUUCCUCUUCACAAAAUGAAACUGUUACAGGUAAUGAAACUGCACCCGGACCGAGUGAAGAUAUUGACUGUAUCCAGAAGAGUCAAAUAUUAAAUAUGCAGAAGUUAAAGAAUUCAGAGCUAAAACUUACUGCUGCAAAGCAAAAAAUGAAUGAACUUACACUUAAUAUCAGAAUGAAAGAAGAACUUAUUAAAGAGCUAGUAAAAACAGGUAAUGAUGCCCGAUCUGUAACUAAGCAGUAUUCUCUGAAAAUAACAAAACUGGAACAUGAAGUGGAGAAGGCAAAAAUGGAAUUAAUUGAAACACAAAAGCAAUUGCUGGAACUAGAGAACAAGGAGUUAAGAGAUAUUGCAGAGAAAGCCAGGCUGCAGAAGGAAUUUAGGAAGAAGAUGGAAGCAGCAAAGCUUAAAGUGCAGGAUUUGCAAAGGAAACAGCAGGACACCAAAAAGUUGGCAUCACUGUCCACCCAGAAUGAGAAACAUGUAACAGAACUGGAACAGAAUGUCAGUCGCAUGAAAAAUCAACAAGCCCAACUUCAGAAAAGAUUGCAAGAGGAGAGUGAAAAAAAGAAAUCCUUGGAGGCAGAAAUUCAACGGGGUCACCAGCGCAUCAAGGAACUUCAGCAAAAGACAGAACAGCAGGAGAAGAUUCUAAAACUAAAAAAUGAAGAAAUUGCUGCAUUUAAGAGGAAAAACUCAUCUGUACCUCCACAACAACUGCAGAACUUAGAAGAGAAAAGGAAGUGGCUUGAUGAAGAGCUAGAGAAGAUUUUGCAGCAACGCCAAGAGCUGGCUCAUCUGGAGGAAGAUUUAAAGAGAAGAGAAGCUAUAAUUUCUAAGAAGGAAAUGCUGAUACAAGAAAAGAGCCAUUUGGAAAUAAAGAAAUUGAGAUCCAGCCAGGCACUCAGUACAGACAGUUUGAAAAUAUCUAGCCGUCUGAGCACGUUGGAUCAGGAAUUAUGUAACAAAAAUAUACAGCUUCAGAGCAAUACCAGUGAUGAGCAAGGAAAGAUUUUGGAAGAGGUUCAGGUUCUGCAGAAGGAGAGGGAUCAACUGCUAAAAAGAAGAAACAGUGUGGAUGAGAAGCUUGAAAGUGGCAGAGUGUUGUCUCCUGAAGAAGAACACAUUCUAUUCCAACUUGAAGAGGGAAUUGAUGCCUUGGAGGCUGCCAUUGCCUACAAGAAUGAAAGUAUCCAAAAUCACAAGAGCUUGCUCAGAGCCUCAUCUCAAAUCAUCUCUCAGAGUGAGGCCAAUAUGAUGGGAAAAUUAGUUUCCUUGUCUGCUAAUGAGCUACAAGCAAUUCUCUUCAAGUAUUUUAAUAAGGUUGUCAGCCUCCGAGAGAGUGAACGUAAAUUGCAGCUCCAAAAUGAAGAACUGAGAAUGAGGGUAAUGGAACAAGAAAAUAUUGUAAGAGAGCUUGGACUGGCACUUCAGCAUCUCAUGCUUCAGUAUGAUAGGCGUCUGACCCUCCAACAGAAAGAGCAUGAGCAAAAGAUGCAAUUAAUACUAGUUCAUUGCAAAGAGGAAGAUGGGGAAAGUAUUACAGAAUCCCUUAAAACACAUGAAGCCAAAGUCCAGCGAUUGGAAAAAGAGUUGUUUUUUUAUAAAAAAACCAGCAGAGAACUAAAGAAGAAAUUAAAGGAACUUCUUGGAGAAUCGAUGCAUCCUGCUUCUACACAAAGUAAUUGUUCUAAUGAUGGGAUACUGGACCAAGAAAGAGCAGGUAUCUCUUUGCAAGAACUUGUGUGGACAUCUAAAUCAUCUGGAAAAUUGAAAGAAACAGAACACCCAGUGGGUGGCUUAGAAGCACAGCAAAAUUCCCAUAGACUUGAAUGGAAUGGUGCAGAGCUGGAAUCUAAUGCGCUGUGUUCAUCCAACAGUCACGAGGAGCAAGCAGGAAAAGUGCAGCAGCUUGCAAAAUCUAAUCCACAAGUGUUCUGUCAUUCUCAGGCAAAAGAGACAUUGACACAACUUCAAGGAGUAACCUCAGUAAAACUUUCCCGCAAAGAAUUACGUCCUAUCCCUAUUUCUGAGCUUUCAUCAAGGCGCUCAGGCCUAAUAGAUGGUACAAAUUCUGUUGCUGAAAAUUCCUUUGAAAUAUCUAGGAAACCUAAUGACUAUAAUACAUAA
Gekko japonicus is the source of this 4203-nucleotide messenger RNA. RefSeq names its product kinesin family member 27 (gene KIF27). The record is from RefSeq and is a predicted model, not a curated record. Gene Ontology annotation, molecular function: ATP binding; microtubule motor activity; microtubule binding. Gene Ontology annotation, biological process: microtubule-based movement; mitotic spindle organization. Lineage: Eukaryota; Metazoa; Chordata; Lepidosauria; Squamata; Gekkonidae.